Molecule: messenger RNA, 763 nt
Organism: Salvelinus fontinalis (brook trout)
Lineage: Eukaryota; Metazoa; Chordata; Actinopteri; Salmoniformes; Salmonidae
Gene: gtf3c6
Product: general transcription factor IIIC, polypeptide 6, alpha
Exons: 7
Coding region: 97-564 (155 amino acids)
Biological process (GO): transcription by RNA polymerase III
Cellular component (GO): transcription factor TFIIIC complex
Source: RefSeq, a predicted model, not a curated record
UCCGUGACCAGGAAGUACUUAGUUAUUAUUGCCUGUUUCACAGCGGUGUGGGUCUUUGUUUAUUAUUCCCGGCAGUUUCUUAUCAAGCAUCGUGAAAUGGAAGACGAAUGGGAGGAGGAGGAGCAGUUGGUUGUGGUUGAGCUCUCUGGUAUAAUUAACUCAGAUUUUUUGACCAAGUGUCAUGGAACCUGCAAGAUACUGGACAUUGACAGUGAGCAGCCAAUGAUGCAGGUGGGAAGAUACGUGUUUGCGGGAGAGUAUGACGAUGCCUUGGGCACCUGUGUGCUCUUCGAGGAGGGACAGUCGAGUGGGGCAGACCCUGAAGCCAGUCCAGAGCUGAGCUAUAAGUGCCACACCGUUAAGAGACUGAUGAUGCAGAGAACCUUCCUUGCUGAGAAAAAGGAAGGAGACAACAGCUCAGGAGACUUUCAGUUUCAGCCCCUGAGUGACGGAAUGUCCCCAGCCAGACUCGACUCACUCUCUCACUUCAUCCAGAACCCAAAGAGGACCUCCAAGUCAGCAGGGGAAGGGGGAGCACACACGAUGGGGCAGAAGACCGGGUAGAGGGGUCAGGCAGGACACUGGCAGCAACUCCAUUAAUUAGAAUAUCCCCACUCAGUUGGAAUGUCAAUGAUUGAUGAUGAAAUGGGCAUGCAGCUUGAGGGGAUGCACUCAUGCAUAUCCUACUAAUGAACUUGGUUGUGUGAUGCAGUUAAAAAACACUAAUGUCACAACAAGAAAUAAAAGUCAAUGUUAGAAAGUU